AGAAUACAUGACAGUACAGUGCUGCCGGAGGGCUUGUAACACUGAGAACGACUCUGAGUGUUGCGUAGAAGGCAAGUAUUACGGCAUCUACAAGUGCUUACUGCGUGUGUCUGGCAGGACCAAGGCGGUCUUGACAAUCAACAGUUUUGAGAAAGGCGGUGAUGGUGGUGCAGAGUCGGAGUGUGACAAUAACUACCACUCGGAUGACACCCCGGUGGUGGCCUUGUCCACUGGUUGGUUUAAUAAGAAGAAUAGGUGCCUGAACAACAUUACCAUCUAUGCCAUGGCCGGAGUGUAG
Molecule: messenger RNA, 298 nt
Organism: Ilex paraguariensis (yerba mate)
Lineage: Eukaryota; Viridiplantae; Streptophyta; Magnoliopsida; Aquifoliales; Aquifoliaceae
Source: the annotation of a GenBank genome assembly